Messenger RNA from Diatraea saccharalis (sugarcane borer), 1161 nucleotides. The record is from the annotation of a GenBank genome assembly. Lineage: Eukaryota; Metazoa; Arthropoda; Insecta; Lepidoptera; Crambidae.
AUGGUGGGUUGGGUGAAGGCAGACACGAAAGCAAUCCAGGCCAUCCACGAGCAUGUUAUCACACACAACCAUCGUGUGUCCGUGUCCCACAGCGACCACUCCACCUGGUAUCUCCAUAUCAAAAAUGUUCAAGAGGAGGACCGCGGACAGUACAUGUGUCAGAUCAACACCGACCCCAUGAAGAGUCAGAUGGGCUUCUUAGAUGUCGUGAUACCUCCAGACUUCAUACCCGAAGAAACGUCGGGCGACACUAUGGUUCCCGAAGGUGGGACUGCGAGAGUCUCAUGCAAAGCACGAGGCGUUCCACCCCCAAGAGUCAUGUGGAAGAGAGAAGAUGGACAAGAGAUUGUCGUAAGAGAUCAAACUGGUGCAAAAUCGAAAGUGCUGACUUACCAAGGCGAAGUUCUAAGGCUAACGAAGAUUUCCCGUUCAGAGAUGGGAACGUACUUGUGUAUAGCCGGUAACAACGUUCCACCAACUGUCAGUAAAAGGAUUCAUAUCAGUGUACAUUUUCAUCCAGUAAUCCAGGUGCCUAACCAAUUAGUGGGGGCGCCUCUGGGCACCGACGUCACUCUCGAAUGCUACGUAGAAUCUUCGCCCAAAUCCAUCAACUAUUGGGUCAAAGAUCCAGGUGAACUGAUAAUACCUUCGGAGCAUCACGAGAUGACUGUAAGACAAAAAUCCAUGUUCGAAGCUGAGAUGACUAUGACUAUAAAGAAUAUACGGCGGGAGGAUCUCGGCAGUUAUAUAUGUGUGGCUAAAAACUCCUUGGGCGAUGUGGAGAGCAAGAUUCGACUUUACGAAAUCCCGGGCAACGAUAGGCACGUCUACCAAUACCCAGACGAGAGGAUAACUUCAGAAGACGAGUACGGAACAGAAAUUUACGACGAAGAUCUGGACAACGAUAAUAUGAAAAACCGUGUACCGGAUAGAGCGAACAAAUGGUAUUCUAAUGACGCUAAAAUAAUAGUUACCAGGGUCGCCGGGUCUCACCCACCAAUUCCGCCUUCCGCCGCCUUCCCUUUUCUCUCAUUGGAGAGAAGUAUGGGAGAGUGGCGGCAAUGGGGGGACAGGGGACCUCAGGAUCAUCCCAUCUGGUGGGAUGACCCUUUGGACCGCAUUCGCGGCGUCGUUGGAUGCGCAGCGGUGCGCACCAUUUAG